This is a messenger RNA of Daphnia carinata, 1675 nucleotides long. RefSeq lists its product as uncharacterized. Lineage: Eukaryota; Metazoa; Arthropoda; Branchiopoda; Diplostraca; Daphniidae. The transcript is spliced from 9 exons. The coding region runs from base 3 to 1640 and encodes 545 amino acids. The record is from RefSeq and is a predicted model, not a curated record.
CGAUGUCGAAGAAAAUGUCAAAAUUCUACCUACUCGUUUCCGUAGGCUUGAUGGUAGGGCAAGUCAGCCGAGCUUGUGACGAAGGUAACGAAGAGGAGCAAUUAGCAGCUGCUAGAUACCAAUCAGAAGAGUAUUUUGCUAAGGCUUAUGGCUACGAUCCUGUAAGUUGGAAUGCUCUUUACUACCCGAAAACUGCUCAAGUCCCUGGGUAUGACAGUCCGUACGAAGGGCGAACAGUCUCCAGCAGUCUACAAUCCAGAAUCGAUCCACGCAAGAAAUAUUACGGAAGUAAAACCUACACUGAUGAGCUGGACAAUCAACCAGAAGGCCGCUUCGCCCUUGGUGGGUUAGGUGCUUCGAUAAUCAACACAGGCCUCUUCAACAAUCGUUUCACACCAGCGAAUACGUGGAGGCCCUUCGCUAAUUUUGCAAAUAGAAUUCCUGUAUCGUACAAUCCCAAUUUCGACAAUCCUCUCGAUACCUUCGACGCCUGCACUUCGCCCAGCGGUGAUGCGGGAAUCUGCGUUCCAGGAUCUGUUUGCUCUCUGUUUCGUGGACGACCUAGUGGUUCCUGCGUACUGGGAAAAGUUUGCUGCGUCAAUGCGGUCACAGCGUGUGGCGGUACAGUCACGCUGAACAACACGUACUGGCAGUCUCCCACUACACCCGUAAGCGCCUCCUCCACUUGCGCUUUGACCAUCAAAUUGGACACCAAGUUUGUGGAACAGCUUAAAAAGCCCAUCUGCCAAAUCCGACUCGACUUUGUGUCCUUCACAACAGCCCAACCAACACUUGGAACGUGCGUUGAUACUUUCCAAGUUGGAGGAUCAUCUUCCACAGUGCCCAGCAUUUGCGGCGAUAACAGCGGACAGCACAUGUACCUGGACGUUCAGUCUUCAGCCCUUACCCCCACCGAUGUCCAGCUCAUAUUCAACUUUGGAACAGGAACAACCACACGUUCAUGGAACAUCAAAAUCGCAUUGCUUCCUUGCGGCGCCUCCUACCUGGCCCCAACAGAUUGCCUCCAGUAUUACACAUCAUCUACAGGUAAAGUGAAAUCGUUUAACUGGCAGGAUACCACUGGCGGCGCUAUCCGUCAGCUCAACAAUCAAAAUUACAACAUCUGUUUCAGAACCGAGUUCAUUUCAGGACAGCGGGCAACACAGAUGUGCUUGUCGAUCUGUUCGGUCGCGAAUGGCGGUGAUCCCUUCUCCAUCACAACUCCAGCAGCUGUUAUAGUUGGAAAUGCCAAUAAUUUGGCGAUUUCGACUACUGCAGCCCAGGUUAAUGUCGCAUCUCCGAACUCUAACGUGGGUACAACCGUUAGUAACACUGCUGGCAAUACCCUUGUUGCUACCUGCUUGUACGAUUUCCUUCUCAUCGCCGGUGCUCGAGAUGCAACUGGAGUUGAGGCUGAUCGUUAUUGCGGAAACCAAUUGAAUCCAGCAGUGGGCACUGCUCUAGUGCCAGGCGCAGCCACCAGUGUCCAAGUUUGCACUCCAGUGAAGCCGUUUAGAAUGACUUACCAGACAGACGGGACCGAAGCGGCGAUUGCGACCUUAAACGUGCCAACCGUUCCAGCAUUCGCAAGAGCUGAUACAACCAACACUGGAUUCUGCCUCGAUUAUCAAGAGCAAUAGAAUGAAUGGCAUUCUAUGUCUAAUCAGAAUUACCA